Messenger RNA from Pseudomassariella vexata, 3581 nucleotides. Its product is annotated as AARP2CN domain-containing protein. Gene Ontology annotation, biological process: endonucleolytic cleavage of tricistronic rRNA transcript (SSU-rRNA, 5.8S rRNA, LSU-rRNA); maturation of SSU-rRNA from tricistronic rRNA transcript (SSU-rRNA, 5.8S rRNA, LSU-rRNA); ribosome biogenesis. The coding region runs from base 69 to 3482 and encodes 1137 amino acids. The record is from RefSeq and is a predicted model, not a curated record. The transcript has 11 exons. Gene Ontology annotation, cellular component: nucleus; 90S preribosome. NCBI's taxonomy places the organism in Eukaryota, Fungi, Ascomycota, Sordariomycetes, Amphisphaeriales, Pseudomassariaceae. Gene Ontology annotation, molecular function: U3 snoRNA binding; GTPase activity; GTP binding.
GAUGUACAAGCGCAGAGGCCGUCGCAACUGUGGUGCUGGAAUUUGCUGUUAUUACCAAAUUCGCAACCAUGGACGACCAAUCGCAUAAGGCGCAUCGCAAAGCGAAGGAUAAGAAGAAGCCGCACACAGGAGAACGGAACCCCAAAGCCUUCGCCUAUUCUAAUCCGGGCAAGUUGCACAGAGCUGCCGCGCGAUCCCACGAUAUCAAAGAGAAACGCUUCCACGUCCCUCUUGUCGACAGACUUCCCGAAGAAGCUCCUCCUCGAGUCGUUGCCAUCGUUGGACCUCCGGGAGUCGGAAAGACUACACUGCUGAAGUCGUUAAUCCGCCGCUAUGCAAAGGAGACCUUGUCAGACCCGCAGGGUCCUAUCACCGUUAUUACCUCGAAGAAGCAGCGUCUGACGUUUAUCGAAUGCCCCAACACUCUCGAGGCGAUGGUCGACAUGGCCAAAGUUGCCGACAUUGUCCUCCUUAUGAUCGACGGAAACUACGGCUUUGAAAUGGAGACCAUGGAAUUGUUGAAUAUCCUAGCUGCGACCGGUAUGCCUGGAAACGUUUUCGGCAUCCUGACUCAUCUCGAUCUCUUCCGGAAACCCCAAGCCUUGAAGGACGCAAAGAAACGUUUAAAACACCGAUUGUGGUCGGAGCUGUACCAAGGAGCCCAUCUUUUCUACUUAUCCGGUGUUAUGAACGGACGGUACCCUGAUCGCGAAAUCCACAAUUUAUCCCGGUUCCUGUCUGUGAUGAAGAACCCACGCCCGCUCAUCUGGCGAAAUACCCAUCCGUAUACGAUUAUUGACUCAAUGAGAGACAUUACACAUCCGACAAAGAUAGAGGAGGAUAAAAAAUGCGAUCGUACUGUUGUAUUGUCCGGUUACCUCAGAGGCACGAAUUUCUCCUCGGAGGCUCAACGAGUGCAUAUCCCUGGCCUGGGCGAUUUCACAGUAGCGAACAUCGAGGCGCUGCCCGAUCCUUGUCCUACCCCCGCUAUGGAACAAGCAAUAGCAAACGUUACAGGGAAGAAACCCAGGAGGAGGCUGGAUGAGAAGGAGAAGAGGAUGCACGCCCCUUUUUCAGAUCGACACGGUCUGAAAAUGGAGGGUGACGCGGUUUGGUUCACCCGUGAGAAAGGUUUUAAUUUCGACAAAGACAAUGAAGAUGUCGAGAGGGGCGAGGGAGAGGAGCUCAUCAUCGGUCUCCAGGCGGAACGACGAAUUCUUGGUCAGACGGACGAGGGGAUCCAACUUUUCCGCGGAGGCGAGGAGACCAAAACGGUCCCCGCGAAGGAAGACACUGGGAGAAAGAGCCAAAGGACAGCAAGGCUUGCAGAGAGGGAUGGAGACGAAGAUGAGUUUCCGGAAGAUGAAGGCUUUGUCAGUGGCGAAGAUGAGUUUAAGUCCGAUGACGAAGUCGAGUUCAACGAGAAGAAGCUGGGCAAGGUGUUCCGGAAGGAGGAAGACAAGAAACCCGGCGAGGACGAUGUGGCUUGGGCGGACUCUGACUCUGACCUGGGCUCUAUAUCGGGCGAAGAAGCUGAGGAUUCCAACUCUGACUCCGAAGAUGAUGAGGAUGACGAAGCCGGAGCACUCAGAUGGAAAGACAACAUGACUGAGAGGGCAGCAAUGAUGCACGGAAAUCGCCCAUCGUACCGGACCAGUGACCUAGCCCGCCUGAUGUACGACCUGAGUCUUACUUCAGACGAAGUCCUUCAGAGAUGGAAGGGCGAAACUGAAGAAGAUGAAGAAGACAUCGAAGCAUCCGAUGAUGAGGAAUUCUUCAAUAAGGCUCGACAGGACAAGGAAGAUGCUUCAACCGACGACCGUGAAAUCCCUCAACUCGACUACGAGCGACUUGCUACUAAAUGGUCGGACGCGGAUAACAUCGAGUUGCUGCGUCAAAAGUUCACAACAGCCACACUGAAUGGGGCCAAUGGUGAUGAUGAUGGGUCUGAAGACGAUGGCUUUGGAGACGAGGACGAUGAAGGAGACGGCGAGUUCGUCGAUCUUGAAGCCGAAGAACAACCAAAAGCGGAAGCAGAGCCCGAAGAGAGCUUGGAGGAAGCUCGUGCCCGGAACGCUCGGAGGAAAGAGGAGCUCAAACAACGUUUCGAGGAAGAAGACCGCGAAGGCUUCAAGAACGACAAGGCCAUAGCACGCCGCGAAGGUGGCGAUGAUGCCGAGGAGUUUGGAGAAGACGAUUGGUUUGACUCUAAGAAGGCUGAGCUCCAGAAACAGUUGGAUAUCAACAAUGCCGAAUUUGAGGCACUCGAUGAACACCAACGAGUUGCCGUCGAGGGUUUCAAGGCUGGGAAAUAUGCCAAACUGGUCCUCGAGGGAGUUCCUGCAGAAUUCAUCAGUAACUUUGAUCCCCGGACGCCGAUCAUCAUCGGCGGUCUUGCACCGACGGAAGAUAGAUUCGGCUUUGUGCAAGUGAGGAUCAAGCGUCAUCGAUGGCAUAAGAAGAUUCUGAAGACAAACGACCCUUUGAUCAUCUCAUUGGGUUGGCGGCGUUUCCAGACAAUGCCUAUCUAUAGUAUUUCGGACUCUCGGGUCCGGAACAGGAUGUUGAAAUACACCCCUGAGCAUAUGCACUGUUUUGCUCAAAUCUACGCUCCUCUGGUAGCGCCAAACACGGGUUUCGUGGCCUUUAACUCAUUCUCGCCUACUAAUACAGGAUUCCGCAUCGCCGCGACUGGCAAUGUUCUCUCGGUUGACGAGAGUACCGAAAUAGUCAAGAAGUUGAAGCUCACUGGUGCACCUGUGAAGAUUUUUAAGAACACUGCGUACAUCAAGGAUAUGUUCACAUCGUCUCUUGAAAUUGCCAAGUUUGAAGGUGCCGCCAUCAAAACGGUCUCAGGUAUACGUGGUCAGAUAAAACGUGCUCUGUCCAAACCCGAGGGCCAUUUCCGAGCUACAUUUGAGGACAAGAUCUUGAUGAGCGACCUGGUAUUCUUGCGUGCCUGGUAUCCAAUCCGCCCGCAUCGCUUCUACAACGUUGUCACCAAUCUUUUGGGUCCAUGGCAAGGUAUGCGUUUGACGGGUGAAGUUCGCCGUGAUCAAAACAUCCCGACGCCCCAAGAUAAGAACAGCAAAUACCGCGCUAUUGAACGCCCAACCCGCCACUUCAACCCACUCAAGGUGCCGCGAGCACUUGCAGCCGAGUUGCCCUUCAAGUCUCAGAUCGUGCGCAUGAAGCCCCAGCGCCACCAGACGUACACGCAAAAGCGAGCUGUGGUGCUUGGAGGCGAGGAGAAGAAGGCAAGGGAUCUAAUGCAGAAGCUGACGACGAUCCGAAAGGACCAAGUCGCCAAGCGCAGGGCCAAGAAGGAGGAGAAGCGGGUCGUUUUCAGGAAGAAGAUGGAAGAGCAAGGGGAGCGAAAGGAGGCCAGAGAGAAGAGGGAGACUAAGGAGUACUGGAGAAAGGAGGGCAAAAAGAGGAAGACUGGGGAUGAAGGGGGCGGUGGUAAAAGGAGGAGGCAGUAGUAUCAGCAGGCUACUUUGCUUAGUUGUGUUGGAGACGAUGUACAAGUCACAGUUAUUAGCAUCAUCGGCCUUCAGGUUAUAAUAGACUUAGACACACAU